Messenger RNA from Caenorhabditis bovis, 1179 nucleotides. Lineage: Eukaryota; Metazoa; Nematoda; Chromadorea; Rhabditida; Rhabditidae. The record is from the annotation of a GenBank genome assembly.
AUGACAACUACCGAGGAUCUACUCUGGUUGGGCCUGUCACCUUCCAAAGCUGCCGAAACACUCAAAAAUGCGAAGCUUUGUGAAACAAUCGGGUCCAUAAUCAAAAUUGUCAAAGAAAGCGGCGUAACUGGUGAAUUGUCGAAACAAAAGGGAACACUUUUGUAUCAACUAUCCACAAAAAUUAAACCACAAUGCGCUUCAAAUAUUCCGUUAGUUGUGAAGUACAUAAUGUCUGAGGAUAUCAAAAACGAGUUGCAGCUCUCCGCGGCAAUCGAAUAUCUUCUUUCACAUGCUGUCAAACUGAUCGAUGUGAAUGAAUUUGAAAAAUCGUGCGGAAUUGGUGUUGUUGUUACACCGGAUGAAAUCGAAGACACCGUUACGGAAGUUGUUUCGAAAUGCAAAGAUCAAUUGAUAAAAGAGAGAUAUUCGUUCAACAUUGGCAAGUUGUUGGGGGAAGUUCGUUCUCGUCUGCCAUGGGGAGAUGGGGCUUACAUCAAAAAAGAAGUUGAUUUAAGAAUUCUUGAAAUUCUCGGACCAAAAACUGCUGACGAUCUCGCUCCUAAGAAAAAGGAAAAGAAGACUGAAAAGAAGCCAGACACAAAAUCCAAUGCCAAGAAGGAUGACAAGGCGAAAACCGAAGAAGUUGCCGAAUUUGAUGGAGCAGAAACUAUGGAUGAGCUUCUCAAAACCAGAGCUCAUUUCCAUAAGGUCGGCGAGAAUUAUAAAACUGACGGAUAUGUCACGACACCAAAAACCGCGGAGCUUCUCAAAAAACAUGUCGCCGCUGUUGGUGGAAAAGUUAUGACUCGUUUCCCUCCUGAGCCAAAUGGUGUCCUUCACAUCGGACACGCAAAAGCCAUCAAUAUCAACUUUGGAUAUGCGAAAGCAAUGGAUGGAUUGUGCUAUCUUCGAUUUGACGACACCAACCCGGAAAAGGAAGAGGAGAAGUUCUUCACAGCUAUUGCUGACAUGGUCAACUGGCUCGGCUAUGAACCAUAUAAAGUCACACAUUCUUCGGACUACUUCGACCAACUAUACAAGUGGGCUAUCGAAUUGAUUCGAAAGGGACUCGCAUACGUCUGUCAUCAAAAGGUCGAGGAAAUGCGUGGUUUCGAGGUUCAAAUGAGUCCAUGGAGAGAUCGGCCAAUUGAAGAAUCUCUUCAACUUUUCGAGGUUUGA